UACCAGAAUCCACAGUCCACCGUUUCGUCAUCCCCAAGCGAUUGCCUUUUUUUCUCUACGACUACGAAAUUCCAAAAACCCUAAACCGAUAAUUUUCACACAGAAGGAAGAAACAAGGAAAGAGAAAUGGGGGGCUCGUCGGAGACGAAGUUCUUGCAAGAGUUGGUGCUGUAUGCGGCGAGCGCGGCUCUGAGUUGCUUGGUGUUGUUCGCGGGGCUCCGACACCUCGACCCGAACCGCGAGGCCGCCAAGAAAGCGGUCGAGCAGAAGAAGGAGAUCGCCAGGCGCUUGGGUCGCCCCCUUAUCCAGACCAACCCAUACGAGGAUGUCAUAGCCUGUGAUGUUAUAAAUCCUGACCACAUUGAUGUGGAAUUUGACUCUAUUGGAGGACUGGAAACUAUCAAGCAAGCUUUAUUUGAACUGGUGAUUCUCCCACUACGAAGGCCUGACCUUUUCUCCCACGGGAAGCUUCUGGGUCCCCAGAAGGGGGUCUUGUUAUAUGGACCUCCUGGUACUGGAAAGACCAUGCUUGCCAAAGCUAUCGCAAAAGAGUCUGGAGCUGUUUUCAUCAAUGUGAGGAUAUCAAAUCUGAUGAGCAAAUGGUUCGGUGAUGCACAAAAACUUGUGGCUGCUGUAUUUAGCUUGGCUUAUAAACUCCAGCCAGCUAUCAUAUUUAUUGAUGAGGUCGAUAGUUUCUUGGGACAGCGGCGAAAUACAGAUCAUGAAGCAUUAACAAACAUGAAGACUGAGUUCAUGGCUUUAUGGGAUGGAUUCACCACAGAUCAGAAUGCUCGAGUGAUGGUUCUUGCAGCUACUAAUCGUCCAUCAGAACUUGAUGAAGCAAUACUCCGGCGUCUUCCUCAGGCUUUUGAGAUUGGGAUACCUGACCGCAGGGAGAGGACUGAGAUACUGAGGGUGGUUUUGAAGGGUGAGAGUGUCGAAGACAACAUUGACUAUGAUCGCCUAGCUGGCUUGUGUGAAGGUUACACGGGUUCAGAUCUUCUUGAACUCUGUAAGAAAGCAGCAUAUUUUCCUAUCAGGGACCUACUAGAUGAAGAGAAGAAUGGGAAACGAUCUUCUGCACCGAGACCAUUGUCUCAAGCAGAUUUGGAGAAAGUCCUUGCCACAUCAAUAAAGACAAGGGUAGCUGCUAGUGAAUACACUGGAUUACCCUCACCAUCAGCAGGGUGGUCGAGGAAUAGGGACCCAGCUGAUUAUCAGGUUCAAGCUGCAAUAAAUGAGCUCUCUAAGCUUGUAGUUUCUCAAAUAUUGAACAUUCAAUCAGAUGCCCCGGACCAGUGAAAUUUUGACAUUGAAACCGGGUCCGUUGAAGCAAAUUUGAUCAACAGUAACUUUGUUUGUCAUAGAGAAUUUGCCAUAUACGUAUCUGAAAUUUAUUUGAUGGGCUACUGUAUUUUUGUAUGUCUAUUUAAAUUUCAUGUUUUAAUAUAGCAAUUGCAACAAUUUGCUUCUGUUUUCAGUU
Messenger RNA from Corylus avellana, 1483 nucleotides. Its product is annotated as P-loop containing nucleoside triphosphate hydrolases superfamily protein. The record is from RefSeq and is a predicted model, not a curated record. Gene Ontology annotation, cellular component: mitochondrial outer membrane. Lineage: Eukaryota; Viridiplantae; Streptophyta; Magnoliopsida; Fagales; Betulaceae. Gene Ontology annotation, molecular function: ATP hydrolysis activity; ATP binding.